Molecule: messenger RNA, 1086 nt
Organism: Bombyx mori (domestic silkworm)
Lineage: Eukaryota; Metazoa; Arthropoda; Insecta; Lepidoptera; Bombycidae
Gene: daw
Product: inhibin beta A chain-like
Cellular component (GO): extracellular region
Molecular function (GO): cytokine activity; growth factor activity
Source: RefSeq, marked provisional
AUGAUCGCGUGGAGCACAAGCGCGUUAGUGUUCAUUCUAGUCGGUAAUUUUUUAAGUUUGGAUGGCGAGAUGCUGGGCAGCUGCGCCAAUUGUGCCAACGCGGACCUCAGUGUCACCCAGCUGACGGAGGCGCGGAUCGAGUUCGUCAAGCAGCAGAUAUUGAAGAAGCUCCGCAUGACCAAGAAGCCGGCUGUCGCGCUGCCCGUCAAUAGCUUACCGAUGCCGGUGGCGCAAGGACAGACCCUCAGUGAAGGCACUGAUAAGCCCCCCGAGUUUGACGACUAUUAUGGCAGAACCGAACAAAAGAUCAUCUUCCCUGUCGAGGGAGAAUGCUUAACGUCAGGCCGGUACCCAUUCAAGUGUUUGCAGUUUGAGUUACCUCCGGACGUGGAACCUGAAGAAGUAUCUGUGGUUGAACUUUGGUUUUAUAAGGAGCGGGAUCCCUUUGACGAAUAUAAUCAGACGUUUGUGAUAUCGGAAGCCGCUCACUGGGACAGCCAGCAGCAGUUCAAGAAGACUAAGCCGAUAGCCAUUAAGGAGACUGAUGUGGGCGAAGGCUGGGUGAGAGUAGAACUCGCCUGGGCGGUCAGAGUUUGGCUAGAAGGACGCCAAAGAUUGCACACAUUACACGUCGCGUGCAGGACUUGUCAGCUACGUCGCGCUCCGCUCUCCUUCCAUGAGAAGCAUCGUCCUUUUCUUGUGCUGUAUACCAAAUACGCGGGCAAGCGUCGUCGAGGGAGAGCCUUGGAGUGUGAUCCUAACACCAACGAGUGUUGUCGCGAGCCCCUAUACAUCAGCUUCAAGGACCUGGGCUGGGAUUACUGGAUCAUCAGACCGGCUGGAUACCACGCGUAUUUCUGCAAAGGAAGCUGCGCCCCUAUAUCUGCGGUCACAACUUCCAAGAGCUACCAUCACGACAUCAUCAGGAAAUACUUCUACACUGUGUCGGAACGAGUGGCGGAGUUCAAGCCUUGCUGUGCCCCGACGACCUUCAGCUCCUUACAGCUACUUUACAUAGACUCGACGAAUACAGUAACGCAAAAGACCCUGCCUAAUAUGGUGGUCGAAUCGUGUGGUUGCAUGUGA